Arachis stenosperma is the source of this 961-nucleotide messenger RNA. RefSeq names its product ADP-ribosylation factor 2. Gene Ontology annotation, biological process: intracellular protein transport; vesicle-mediated transport. Gene Ontology annotation, cellular component: cytoplasm. NCBI's taxonomy places the organism in Eukaryota, Viridiplantae, Streptophyta, Magnoliopsida, Fabales, Fabaceae. The record is from RefSeq and is a predicted model, not a curated record. The transcript is spliced from 7 exons. Bases 143 to 688 code for a protein of 181 amino acids. Gene Ontology annotation, molecular function: GTPase activity; GTP binding.
CUUGCACCCUCCCAAUUAGCGUUCUUCGAAAGCAUUCUUCACCCUCCCUCCUUCUCUCUCUCUCUUUAUCCUCUCUCAUCGUUUCUCUCCCUUCCUUUUUCUGGUUCCAGAUCCCUUAAGGGAUCCACAAGCUGAAGGAGAAAUGGGGCUCACAUUCACUAAGCUUUUCAGUCGGCUUUUUGCCAAGAAGGAAAUGCGAAUUCUGAUGGUUGGUCUUGAUGCAGCUGGUAAGACCACCAUCCUCUACAAGCUCAAGCUUGGAGAGAUCGUUACCACAAUUCCUACCAUUGGGUUCAAUGUGGAGACUGUGGAGUACAAGAACAUUAGCUUCACUGUUUGGGAUGUAGGUGGCCAAGACAAGAUUCGUCCCUUGUGGAGGCACUACUUCCAGAACACACAAGGUCUUAUAUUUGUUGUUGACAGCAAUGACAGAGACAGAGUUGUUGAGGCCAGAGAUGAGUUGCACAGGAUGUUGAAUGAGGAUGAACUGAGAGAUGCAGUAUUGCUUGUAUUUGCUAACAAGCAAGAUCUUCCGAAUGCAAUGAAUGCUGCCGAAAUUACUGACAAGCUGGGUCUCCACUCUCUCAGACAGCGCCACUGGUACAUCCAGAGCACCUGUGCAACCUCUGGGGAGGGUCUUUAUGAGGGUUUGGACUGGCUUUCCAACAACAUAGCCAACAAGGCUUAAUGCUUGUUGGGAGUCUUCUUCUGAACCGGUGAUUCUGGAUGCAGGGGUGAAUAUUAUCUAGUUUGCGUUUUUGGUCGUCUUCCGAGACAAAUUGGAUUUGUGUUCAUGUUUUUGUGGUUUAGGACAUCUUGAUCGCUAAAAUUAUAGUAGGAAUUUGUUUCAUGGGAUGUCGAAUACUUUUGACCUUUCUAUUGGGUUUGGAUUCAAUGUUUAUAAAUGUAAUGGAUAACAAAGCAAUUCAAUGCGCCAUCCCAUUCUGAGUUUUAUAGUUUA